Bombyx mori (domestic silkworm) is the source of this 2697-nucleotide messenger RNA. RefSeq names its product beclin 1-associated autophagy-related key regulator (gene Atg14). Bases 142 to 1404 code for a protein of 420 amino acids. Gene Ontology annotation, biological process: cellular response to starvation; mitophagy; autophagosome assembly. Gene Ontology annotation, cellular component: extrinsic component of omegasome membrane; autophagosome; extrinsic component of phagophore assembly site membrane. Lineage: Eukaryota; Metazoa; Arthropoda; Insecta; Lepidoptera; Bombycidae. The transcript is spliced from 7 exons. The record is from RefSeq and is a predicted model, not a curated record.
ACUGACAGUGACAAACGUCAAACAAUAGGUACCUAUAUAGGUAGGUAUCACAAUUUCGCAAACACAAAUGCUAAUUUCAAUUUUCAAAAAGUCAAGUGAAGACAUAUAUACUGAAUUAAACUGCGCGUAAUCCCGAAUAAAAUGGCUUCUAGUUAUUUCACUGAAAGCGAGGCUCCGAGAGAUUUUAGAGUUUCUUCAACAGAGAGUGACGGGCAAUACACAAAAUGCCACCUGUGCUAUACAGUAAAGAGGAACUUUUACUGCACGGACUGUAUAAAAGAAGGAAAUUUUGUACAUAGUUCAAUGCCUUAUUCGGACAGAUAUUCAGAAAAACUCUCAAAACUACUGAGAUUAAAAAUGAAUCGCAAACACAUACUAGAUCGCUGUGAGAGGCUCCUAGCCCCGAAGCUAAAAAAGGACUCCCUCCUGACAGAAGCAAAACAAUGUAGAGACAAAAUUGACCUACUGAAAUUAGCAAUAAAUCAAAGACGCAGCAAUGUAGAUGAAAAGAAAAAAGAGUUAAGUGAGCUAAAAACUUACAAUACAGAAUUGCGUUUACGGCUUCCAAGAUAUCAGAAAAGGGUAGCAAGUCUGGGUACCCAUUCAGAGAAACAGAAAUUGGAAUUGCAGCAUAAAAUUAAUCUGUACAAUGAACAGGCUGACUCGUUGGCUGCACUACGCAGGUCUUGGAUACGCCAACUGACCACUUAUAUAUUUCCCGUGUAUAUGAGUUAUGAUACAAGUGACAGCAUAGAAGACAUGGAGUUUAUAGGAGAAGACCUCCAAGAACCAGUGGGAAGAGCUCAACUACACAUUGUUGCUCCAAGUAUCAGCACUGAUGGAGAUUACUCGGAUAUAACCUUAGGGCCAUUAAACAAGGAGGGCUCUACAACAGGAGUACCGGACGCGGCGGACAGCACCGCGGCGGCGCUGGGGCUGGCAGCACAGUUACUGUGCAUGUUGGCCUGGAUGUUACACAUUCGCUUACCACAUUCUUUAUCAUUGUCGGAGUACAUGACGUCACGCGUGGAGUCGGCGGAGGCGUGCGUGAGCGCGCGGCGCGUGUGUGCGUGCGCGGGGGCGGUGUGUGCGGGAGCGGGGGUGCGCGCGGGGGCGGGGCAGGGGGGCGCGCUGCACUCGCUGCACGCUCUGCACGCACUGGCGCUCGCCGCCGCCGUGGACGACCCGCUGCUGGCCAGGCUGGACACGGAGGAGGCGUUUGCGAGCGCCGGAGCGUGCGCGUGCGCGGGCGCCAGUGCGGGCAGCGAGCGCGACGACGCCGAGCCCGAGCACCUGCACUGGCCCGACAACAUGGCGGCGCCGGCGCCGCGCGCGGGCCCGACGGCGCUCGUCACGUCGGCGGCCGCCUCGCUCGCCUCCAUGUGGCGCGGCUGGACGAACUGACGCGCCGGCACAUCACGAGCACAACGCCGGACUACUUUACACCAAAUAGUUUUAUAAUGAGACAUCGCGUGCAAAGUUUGGAAAUAUUAGCAACAAACAAUUCCUAUUUUUCGAUAGUGAUAUUCAAAUAAGAAGUCAUUUGUAAAAAAAUAUAUAUUUUUGUCUGGAUCGGCCAUUCUAAUGUUGCGUAAUCCAAGUACUUGGAAAUUUAAAAACGAGCGAACAUUGCGCAUUAUGUUUUAAUUUUUUUAAAUGAUGUACAAUUUCAAUUAUGCACUAAAGUACAUAAAUAGAUUAUAUUACUUUCAUCGAACUGUUUUCAAACGAUUUUAUUACCAAUAAAAUUUAUAUUCAAUUACAACUUUAACUGUGAUUUAGUUUCGUUUCAUAGUUUAGUAUCGAUAUUCCUAGGUUAAUUAAUACUCAUAAACGAACACAUGUUGCUUGCGCACGACUGUACUUGACAGUACGGUCAAGUGGACAAGUGUCGGUCGCUACACGAGCGCGCGACGUGAUCGCCGCCCCGCCCCGCCACGCUCCGCCACGCCAGGCUGCUGCGCCUUACGGUCGUGCUGUUGCUGCUUCAUGUGUUACUGAGCUUUACAAUCCUGUUAGACGGAGGCCUCCAAAAGUGUUAUUUCUUCUCUAUUUUGUAUUACGAGCAUUGACAGUCCUAUUGAGUUCUUAUAGUCAGAUGUACCCGCCCACUGGCCCCGAGGUCUGCGACAACAGUGUGGGCGGGCCCGGCGGGUAUUCAUAUGUUACAAAUUUAUUUUGACAAUGGGGCAAGACAAUUUUUCUUUUUCCCAUUUAAAAGCUUAAGACAUUUAAAGGUUUGCAUUUCAGUACCUAUAAAAAUAAUGAUAACUAUUAUUUAUUAUAUUUUUUAUAUUUUGCAUUAGCAGAUAUUGCAGGUAUAUAGUCCAAUAAUGCUUAUAGCGCUGACUAAAACUAAAAGGUUUCAUUCUAACUAAUUGGCUCGGCGCGUCUUCACUGGGGACUCUCCGAUGUAUGACCGUGCGACCACGAGGCCCACUCAACGCGUAUAUAACAAACCAUUUCCCUUCACUGUUCUUGCUAAAAGGUUUCCGAAGUAAUAUUGUUCCCGCGAUAAAUUCAAUAUAUGUAUAUAGAGCAGACUAGGGGGCGCGGUUGUGCGGCACUGGACCGCAAAUAUAAUUAUCACAAUAAUUACUCAAGGCUUUCUUAAGUACUGUAUUUAGUUUUGCAUGUAAACUGUUGUAUUAGUGUGUAUAUUUCUUUGAUUUUGUGACAUACAUUUUUAUAGCAAAA